Molecule: messenger RNA, 229 nt
Organism: Aplysia californica (California sea hare)
Lineage: Eukaryota; Metazoa; Mollusca; Gastropoda; Aplysiida; Aplysiidae
Cellular component (GO): membrane
Source: RefSeq, a predicted model, not a curated record
AACUUUGGGGAAGAAGAUUUUUGCUUCUACACUCAAGACGAGGCAGAUGAUUUCGACUGGAUUCUUUCCACUGACACGGAGGAUGGAGGUUCAAAUCCUCAAAGUAGGUGAAUUGGAGUAGACUAAUAUUCUUGAAAUAAGCGACCAAUCUUUUUCUUUUCAUUUUUACUUUAAGAUGUAAUUUUUUUUCUUUGAUUUUCAUCAGUGUUUCCUCUACACUUUUUGGACC